GGCGCAGCCAGAGAGGGCAGAGGAGAGCCAGGAGGAGGCCACAGGAGGUUCCUGGGGUGCGGGAUGGAGCCCCGGGCAGCCACUGCUGGCGAACACGAGCCCGCCGCGUCCCCCUCUUUUCAGGCCCGGCUCUGGAAGAACCUGCAGCUGGGGGUGGGCAAGGGUAAGGGCGGCGGGGGCGGUCGCACCGGGGGGCCCGAGCGCCGCACUGCGACCCCAUCCCCGCAGCCCCCAAGGGCCACCCAUGACGCACUGGCCGGUGUGGGGAAUACCGGCAGCAGGUGGAGCGGCUUCAAGAAGCGGAAGCAAGUGCUAGACCGGGUGUUCUCCUCCUCGCAGCCCAACCUGUGCUGCUCCUCGCCGGAGGCCCUGGAGCCGGUUGGAGCAGGCAGAGCCGAGCAGGGGUCCACGCUGCGCCGCCGCCUCCGCGAACAUCUGCUGCCCGUGGCUAAGGGGCCCGCGACGGCCGCGGGGCCAACUGGAGUGACGCCUCCUGGCGGACACUCUCCAGACUCAGUUCCUUCUUCCGCCUCAUCCUCUCUGUCCUCUUCUCCCCAACCGCCCGCGAGGGGGAACCGCGUCCGAGAUGAAGGCGCACGGCGUGGAGGUUCUGGGGUGCACCUGUGCCACCAAAAGAGCUCCUCUCUUCCCGGCACCGCGUGCCUGGAGCAGUUGUUGGAACCGGCGCCACCUCCCGUAGAAGCCGCACGGGGUCCCGCCAAGCCGCAGGCUCUGCUUAAGGGCGAAGAACGCAGCCAGAAAAUAAAUACAGUUGGAAACAGUAAUGCAGAUGUCCCUUUGGCUGAUCCCGGAAUGUAUCAGUUGGACAUCACACUGAGAAGGGGUCAAAGUUUAGCUGCCCGUGACCGAGGAGGGACAAGUGAUCCAUAUGUGAAGUUUAAAAUUGGAAGAAAAGAAGUUUUUAGAAGUAAAAUUAUACACAAGAACCUGAAUCCUGUGUGGGAGGAAAAGGCUUGUAUUAUUGUUGACCAUCUUAGAGAGCCACUGUAUAUCAAGGUAUUUGACUAUGAUUUUGGGCUGCAAGAUGACUUUAUGGGCUCAGCCUUUCUCGAUCUCACACAGUUGCAGUUAAACAGGUCCACGGAUGUGACCUUAACUCUGAAAGACCCCCAUUAUCCAGACCAUGACCUUGGAAUCAUCUUGCUGUCAGUCAUCCUUACCCCUAAGGAAGGUGAACCCAGGGAUAUGACUAUGCUAAGGAGGAAGAGUUGGAAAAGAUCCAGUAAGUUUCAGACCCAAAGCUUGCGUCUGUCAGACCAGCACAGGAAGUCACAUCUGUGGAGAGGAAUUGUUAGCAUCACCCUCAUCGAGGGCCGAGACCUCAAAGCAAUGGAUUCCAAUGGGUUGAGUGACCCCUAUGUGAAGUUCCGACUGGGGCAUCAGAAGUACAAGAGCAAGAUUAUGCCCAAAACUUUGAAUCCUCAGUGGAGGGAACAGUUUGAUUUCCAUCUCUAUGAGGAAAGAGGGGGGAUCAUCGACAUCACCGCCUGGGACAGAGACUCUGGCAAAAGGGAUGAUUUCAUCGGAAGGUGCCAGGUUGACCUGUCGUCUCUCAGUAGGGAGCAAACCCACAAGCUGGAGUUACAGCUGGAAGAGGGUGAGGGCCACCUGGUUCUGCUUGUCACUCUGACAGCCUCGGCCACAGUCAGUAUCUCCGACCUCUCUGUCCACUCCCUGGAGGACCAGAAGGAGCGGGGAGAGAUCUUAAAAAGAUAUAGCCCACUGAGGAUAUUUAACAACAUAAAAGACGUGGGAUUUCUGCAGGUGAAAGUCAUCAGAGCUGAAGGUUUGAUGGCUGCUGAUGUCACAGGUAAAAGUGAUCCAUUUUGUGUGGUAGAACUGAACAAUGAUAGACUGCUGACACACACUGUCUACAAAAACCUCAGUCCUGAGUGGAACAAAGUGUUCACAUUCAACAUUAAAGACAUCCAUUCAGUCCUGGAAGUGACAGUUUAUGAUGAAGACCGUGACCGCAGCGCCGACUUUCUGGGCAGAGUUGCUAUACCAUUGCUGUCUAUUCAAAAUGGUGAACAGAAAGCCUACGUCUUGAAAAACAAGCAGCUGACAGGGCCAACAAAGGGGGUCAUCUAUCUUGAAAUAGAUGUGAUUUUUAAUGCUGUGAAAGCCAGCUUACGAACAUUAAUACCCAAAGAACAGAAGUACAUUGAAGAGGAAAGCAGGCUCUCCAAACAGCUGCUUCUGAGAAACUUCAUCAGAACGAAGCGCUGUGUCAUGGUGCUGGUAAACGCUGUGUACUACGUUAACAGUUGCUUUGACUGGGACUCACCCCCAAGGAGUCUUGCCGCUUUUGUGCUCUUCCUCUUUGUCGUCUGGAACUUUGAGCUCUACAUGAUACCACUGUUGUUAUUGUCACUGCUGACCUGGAACUACUUCCUAAUAAUAUCAGGGAAAGAUAACAGGCAACGUGAUACAGUAGUGGAGGACAUGCUAGAGGACGAAGAGGAGGAAGACGACAAAGAUGACAAGGAUGGUGAAAAAAAAGGAUUUAUAAACAAAAUCUAUGCCAUCCAAGAAGUCUGUGUCAGUGUGCAGAAUAUCCUAGAUGACGUGGCCUCCUUUGGUGAAAGGAUAAAGAAUACUUUCAACUGGACUGUCCCAUUCUUAAGCUGGCUGGCCAUUGUAGCCCUCUGUGUGUUCACAGUCAUUCUGUACUUCAUCCCCCUGCGGUACAUUGUGCUUGUCUGGGGUAUUAAUAAAUUUACAAAAAAGCUUCGGAGUCCAUAUGCAAUUGAUAACAAUGAACUACUGGACUUCCUUUCCAGAGUUCCUUCAGAUGUACAAGUGGUGCAGUACCAAGAACUGAAACCAGACCAUUCUCAUAGCCCAUUUAAAAGGAAGAAAAACACCCUUGGCUAGCCAGCUCCCAGCACUGAGGGACCAGCACGCCUGGAAAGAUAAAAGAAAAACCCUGCAGCCUCGGCAGCAUUUCUUUUCUUUCUUUUUUUUUAUUUAUUUUCUCUUUUUAUCAUGAUCGAGAAAUUUGUAAAUAGUGUACAAAGGCAUAUGUCUUUGAAAAUAUAAUUCCAUUGUACAGACUCAACUUGAUAAAGGAUUUUAACUAGUGGAGUGUGGAAGCCUUGUUAGCUACAACCAACUGAAAGAAUAAAAAUAAUGGUUAUAAAACUGGAAGCACAUUCCUCGAAUUACAAGUGAAAGAACUAGAAUAUCAGAUUAAAUGCUCAAUUGUACUAUGAUUAACCCUACAUAAAAUAUAUAUGCUGAUUUGAUUUUAGGUGUUUUUUUUUUGGUUAUGUGACGACUUCUUAUCUGAAAUGCAAUUCAUUAGUUUUUUUUUUAAUAUUUAUGUACAAAAUGUACAAAAGAGGGGAAACCCCAAACAUUGAAUAAUGGAAAUGUUGCAUUUCAGUAUAACACCCCGACUUUCACUCCUGUGUAAAUACGUUACUCAUGUAUAGCUAAGGCUGAUUUUAAGUUCAUGAGGACAGGCACAUUCAAAUAUUCUGCUGUGUCCUCAUACACAAUCCCUUAAGAGAAUCUGAGAUUCUAUGAAUAAAAUUCUUAAGCCUUCAAUCAUUCCAUCCAAAACCUUAAAAUCUCUCCAGAAAUAUAUUAAAUUAAUACUGCCAGGUUUAUAAGUGAUUAUCAGGGGUUUUAUAUAUACCACUAUUUAAUUUAUACUGAGUUAGCAAAUUAGUAAGCCGAUUUAGCUGUCAAAUAUACUAGCAAAGUAAAUCCAUACUGCAUUUGGUAUCAAAUUAUGCCCUUGUAUAUCUGAAAAAGUAAAUUUAAGUGUCCUCACAGGGGGAAAAAAACAGUUUGAAAAAAUAAUGCUUCUCCAUUAGACUACUAACAUGCUUCUUAUUAGUGAGCUUUAAUGUGGAGAACGCAGUGGACUAGAGAAAGGCCAGUGCUUCAUCACAUCAUUUAUGACGAACGUUGAUAAUGCAUGAAAGCCUGUUUUGUAAAAUAAAUGUUUAAAGUGGUUAUAAUUAAAAAUGUUUCUCUAACCACACUGUAUACUUUAACAGUGAAUUCCGAAGACCAAGUCCAGGGUCUAUCAAGGGAAUUUACCUCUGCAGAGAUACUUGGUCAGUCAAUGAGAGUGUCUUCACUGACUUUUAAAGGAAUAAACUCAAUGGAAAUUGCUGCAAUAUUUUGCACUAUUUUAUUAAUUGCUAUUAAUAAAUAACUGGGGUGAGAUGAGGGUGGGGGUUGUGCUGGACAAUGUAGAAAAGCAGAAAUAUAUAUUUCACUCUAAAGAAAUUCUUUAAAUCUCAUCAAAGCUGAUUUUUAAAGUAUUUUUAUUUUAGAAAUAUGUUGUUAAAUAAUAUUUCUUACAAUAGAACUAUUUUGAUGUUUAUACACUAAGCUUGGAAGAAUGUUGACUAAAUUCCCUUUCUAUAGAAAGGCUUUGACCUCACCUCAACAUGCUCUAUCUAGGGUAUCAUGUUUAAAACGACAUGCUUAUAUCUGCAUCCCAUCACUGUUUGUUGCAAAAACACACUACUUUAUGAAGCUGGCCUAUUACGAGUUUAUUGAUGAAAUCCUUUGGUCUAAGUUCUGAUUACACCUGUGUGAGACUGAUGUUCUGUGCUGUGUCUACUCAAAUGUCUAAGUCUGACAUCCAUUCUCUAACUUAGAUGGACCUAAUGGACCAUUACCAGAUGACUGAGUUUCCUUUGUUUCCUUGUGUAAGAUUUCAGAUGCUUAGUUCGAUAGUAAUGUUGACUACAUAUUCACUUCAUUAAAUACAAAAGAAAACAAUUUUUUCUAUGUAAAAUCACUAUUUUUUUCUGAGUUAAGAAAUGCACAGUGGGGUACUGGGUGCAUGUUUGUUCAUUAGUGAUACUUCACUUGGGGAAACAUUUGAGCAGGGCUAUUGAAACAUAUUGAAACCCUGGCUACAGUGAAAACUCAGUACCUUUGGCACAGUAAGCAUCCAGUGAAGCAGAGAAAACUAUCUGGAGUCAGAAAGUCACCUUCAAGCUAGCCCUCAAUACUUUCAGAAAACAAAUAUAUAUAUAUUACAGGGCCAAAUGAAUAAUGGAUUUGUUUGAUCCAUUCGUAGGAUUUUUGAUUUUCAUGUAUAGGUGCUUUUUAUAUUUAAGAAGGAUACCUUGGUUUUCAGUUGCUUUUCCCCCCUAGAACUGAGAACUGAACUCAGAACUUAGCCUCUGCUAGGCAAGUGCUCUACCACUGAGCUAAAUUCUCAACCACAAAUUAGAUUUUUUCUUUUUCUUUUUUUUCAAGUCAAGGUUUCUCUGUACAGCUUGGUUUUCAGAGAAGUCUGAAACAAAUAUUCUAAGUUACAUGAGCGAAGUUCUAAGUUAUACUGAACCUGGCCCAACAUCUAUUUGCAUUGUUAAAUGUAGCAGACAUUGUGAACUGCUCAACAGUCUAUAUUUACAUUCCACACUACCGUAAUUGUUGUAUAAUGCUGUCCUCUGGGCAAGACAACUGCCAUAUUCCUUAGAUCAACUGUGCCAACCCGUUAAAGACCAUCAUAAUCACGCUUACAGUUGAUCCCUCAAAAAAGGAGUGGGCAUAGAGGAACAGUGAGCGCAAGAUUCUAGCAAUCUGGAUGCAAUUCUGCCUUAAGUACCUGUGACCUUAAAGAGGUGUAGAGUAUAUAGGCAGGUCACUUGAAAAGGAGCCACAUCUAUGCAGGAAUGGGGAGGCAUAAUUCAUACUGGUCAAGACUUCUCAGUGCAGUUGCUUUGGGGUCAUCCAUGCUUCUGUAGGUGACCCCUCAUUCAUCUUCUCAAAGUUAGUCUGAUAAACUUAUUGGUUCACCAAGCUGAACUUUGGUAAGAUGCUUUGGUUUGCCACUGAGAUCACAUAACGAGUGGUAGAUAAUGUUUAAGUCUCUACAGAGAAGGGAUUGUGCCACCAUAUACUGGGAUAAUUCAGAUAUCUUGCACUUUUGUAACCUUCAACACACUGUUACCUAAUAGUUCAUUUUGUUAGUUUCAGACUCAGACUUAGGGGUUCAUGAGAGGGAGGGGUAUUCUAAAUUAAUUUUGAGCCAUUCUAUGCACUAGGAUAAUGUAAGUUAAAAUAUUUUUUACAUGACCUGUGAUGCAUUUAUUGUGUAUCUACUGUAUAAACCUGAGAAGGGCAAUUAUAGUGUAUGUGUGUAUCAAUAGUAUAAUUAAACCAAAUUUGUAAACAGACAAAUUUAAAUGGUAUGCUUAUGAAAGUAACUUUUUAGAAGUUUCCUUAAAUUUCAACAAGACUCUGGCCUCUAACUUACAAUCAGCCUCCCAAGUGCUGGGAUGAACAGGCGAAUGCUGAAAUUGAGCAGUUAAAUCCUAUCCAGUGGCCAUGGGGUGGGGUGGGGGGGACUUUCUACUUUGAUGCCAAAAUCCAAAGAUGUCUAAUAUUGACGCCGAAAUAUAGCAAGCAUUAUUCAACUUAUAAGCUUAAAUACGCCCGGCUGCUUACAAUACUGUUCAGUAAUAGUGCUUUGGUGCUCAGCUUCAGAAGAAAAGUAGAAGGCACUUGGUGGCUUCAAAUACAAACUAGCCAGUAUUAACCCCCCCCCCCCCCCAACAAAAUAAACAAACCAAAACAACAGCAAAAACCUCUGCUCUUAUUAAAGCAUGUUUAAGUUUUGGAGUUUGAAAUGUUAUGUGUCCAGAUGGUUAGUCACUGAUCUGAUUAGAGUAUGUGGAGUCAGCCUUUCCUAACUGCUCGGUUGAAUUAAAGCCACCUAAAUAUAAUAAAAAUGACUUUUAUAACUCUCUUUCCAAGGCUGAUUGCUGUAACUCACUGAAACAAUGACAACAGCAGCAGAAAGUAUCCCCCUUUUGUUGUGAGAAUUCUUUUACACUCCUUUUCAACAUUCACCCAAUGGUACCUUGUCUAAUGGCAGGCACAUGAGAAGUUAUUUUAGCUGAAACACACCAAGAAAAUCUCUACAUUGGAACACUAUAAAAGCAUGCAUUCCCCCCCACUCCCAUUAGGGUUUCUGGUUUAAAAGUAAAAAGGAAAAGAAAAACAAA
Messenger RNA from Microtus oregoni (creeping vole), 7007 nucleotides. RefSeq names its product multiple C2 and transmembrane domain containing 1 (gene Mctp1). The transcript is spliced from 21 exons. The coding region runs from base 64 to 2898 and encodes 944 amino acids. The record is from RefSeq and is a predicted model, not a curated record. Lineage: Eukaryota; Metazoa; Chordata; Mammalia; Rodentia; Cricetidae. Gene Ontology annotation, cellular component: synaptic vesicle membrane. Gene Ontology annotation, molecular function: calcium ion binding. Gene Ontology annotation, biological process: regulation of neurotransmitter secretion.